UUUUUCUUUGACUUUCAACUCCAUUUUCCCACUUAUUUUUCCAUUCAACCCCUCAAUUCAAGCCUCUAAUUUCAAACCCCUUCCUUCAAAAAAACUCACCUCCUGUUGUCCUCUUUCCCCAAAAUUCUUCUUCCCUUUUCAUUCCCAUUUCUCAAUUUUUGGUCUCAUUUUUGUGGCUUUUUCUUUCUCUUUCUCUAAUGGGUUGUGCUACCUCUAAGCAAAAGCGACGAUGCCCCCAUUGCCGGAAUUCCAUCACCCAAAGAAGCAACUCUCUUCACGCUCACCAAUCUCCGCCGCCCCACUCCGACGGCUACCACGUCGUUGCCUUUUCCUCCUCCACUCUCGGCUCUCUCAAGCUCGAAAACAUUCACUACGAUAACAAAAUCUACACCGCCGUUGAUGUUCAUGUUGAUGAAUCUCAAUCUCCCCAUCUCCAAAUUAUUCAAACCAAGAAUGACGCUCCGAUGGCCUUAAUUGAGGCUAAAACUUGGUCUAAUUUGAUCAACGACAAAAUUUCCAAAAUUGCCCCCAGAACUCCGAUCAUGACGCCGCCCGGAGAACCCGAAACCAUUAACGUUUGGGAAGUCAUGGAAGGCCUCGACGACAUUAGUCCCUUCCGUCCGACAUGUCGUUCCCGAAGCUUCUCUUUCGAUGUCAGUAGUACAAUUCCGGUAUGUGAUUCCUUAGAACAGGGGAAUUCGAAUUUGAAGGAUAUUUCAAUUAAUGAUUCCUCGUCUUCCUGGCUUCAACCAAUGGAUUUGGACCCUGAUGUGAUAUCUUCGUUUCGGAAAUCCUUUGAGGAGCGAUCACCGGAGGACCCAUUUGAUCUCCGGCCACCAGAGGACGAAUUACCGACCGGAAAACCCGCAGAGGGGAAAAACAGAGACAAAAUAGUGGUGUACUUCACGAGUCUGAGAGGGGUUCGAAAGACAUACGAGGAUUGUUGUGAAGUGAGGAUGAUUCUGAAAUCAAUGGGAGCUCGAGUGGACGAACGGGAUGUUUCGAUGGACUCAGGGUUCAAACAGGAAUUAAAGGAUCUGCUCGGAGAAGGGAUGAAGGGCGGCGGAUUGCCGAGAGUGUUCGUGGGAGAAAAGUACAUUGGUGGAGCAGAGGAAAUUAGGAAGCUGCACGAAGAUGGGGAGCUGGAGAAGAUUCUGGAAGGGUGUGAGAAAGUGGAGGAGGAGGGCGGCGGCGGAGACGGCGGAGGGAGUUGUGAGGCAUGUGGGGAUGUGAGGUUUGUGCCAUGUGAGACAUGCAGUGGAAGCUGCAAAAUUUACUGUGAAGAAGGUGAAGAGGAAGAAGAAGAAGAAGAAGAAGAAGAAGGUGGAUUUCAGAGGUGUCCUGAUUGUAAUGAAAAUGGGUUAAUUCGUUGCCCCAUUUGUUGUUCUUAGUGUGAUUCAAACAAAUUUUUCUAUUUGUUUGUUCAGAUUUUUGGUUUUGGGGUUAAUUUUUCUGUUUGGAUUGUUUGUUGUACAGUGAAGAAGAGGAUUUUGGUUUGAUUGGGAGAGUUGAGUGUGGAUGUACAAAUUUUCCAACUAAUUACUAAGAAAAUACAGCCUCAUUUAUUCAA
This is a messenger RNA of Benincasa hispida (wax gourd), 1570 nucleotides long. Its product is annotated as Glutaredoxin family protein. The record is from RefSeq and is a predicted model, not a curated record. NCBI's taxonomy places the organism in Eukaryota, Viridiplantae, Streptophyta, Magnoliopsida, Cucurbitales, Cucurbitaceae.